Molecule: messenger RNA, 729 nt
Organism: Pyricularia pennisetigena
Lineage: Eukaryota; Fungi; Ascomycota; Sordariomycetes; Magnaporthales; Pyriculariaceae
Exons: 1
Coding region: 1-729 (242 amino acids)
Source: RefSeq, a predicted model, not a curated record
AUGAAGUUCCUCUGUUUUAUCGCCGUCCUUACCGGGCUGGCAGGAAGCGCUGUGGCAAACCCGGGUCACCCAGGAUCUGCCCUUAAAUCUCAUAAUAAGAUUCGAAAUGACGCUAAAGGGUCAGCAGCCCCUGGAUCUGCUACAGACCUUCAUGAGGUACUACUGCCAGAAGGCGAGCAUGCACCGGGAGUCCACCUCUUAUCAGUUAAACGAAGCUGGCUAGGAAACAAUCUCAAUCCACAAGACUCAUUAUCAGACGAAAACUCGGAAGGAUUAUGGCAAGGACUAUCGGCCACACCUCCAAAUCCCCCGGAAGGCGUCGAUCCGACGAAAUUGCAGGUCUGGUUACGAGUUAAUACAAAUAUGUGGCGCGCAAAGGAUCUUGAAAACGACAAAGGAUAUAAUCACGCCGAGUUCACCAGACUUACCACGGAUAUAGGUGGUAAACAUGCCGAUGUGGUUAUCGGCAACAAAUUUAAAAACUGGUACCAAUACGGCAUGGAGUUUGCGGGCGAGGAUUAUUGGCCAGAAUAUUCAAACAACUGUGAAGGUCACCGCACAGUGAUUUAUAAUCGCCUUCUGAAAAAAAAACAUUCCCAUUCAAAAUGGCUAUUUAAAGGAGUAAUUAAGGAUCCUAAUAUCACCAACCCCCAUUCGAAAACUUUAGUAACUAUAGGCAAGUCUUUGUUCUGUUUUCCAUACUUCUUUAUGCGAAUGGCUUUAUACUAA